Messenger RNA from Rhododendron vialii, 1774 nucleotides. Its product is annotated as geraniol 8-hydroxylase-like. NCBI's taxonomy places the organism in Eukaryota, Viridiplantae, Streptophyta, Magnoliopsida, Ericales, Ericaceae. The record is from RefSeq and is a predicted model, not a curated record. The transcript has 4 exons. Bases 84 to 1568 code for a protein of 494 amino acids. Gene Ontology annotation, molecular function: oxidoreductase activity, acting on paired donors, with incorporation or reduction of molecular oxygen; monooxygenase activity; iron ion binding.
AUUUCCUCAUUGCCAUUACCUUUCUUGCGACUCUAUUUUCUCCAUUAGUUUUCCGAAUCUAAUCCCAGCAUACAGUUGGAAAUAUGGAGUUCUUGAGCUUAAUUCUGUAUCUCUUGUUAACCAUCAUUCUGCUUCAAGUCCUCCAUUCACUUCUAACACGAACCAGAACAAGAUCAAACCUUCCGCCGGGCCCGGGCCCACUACCGAUCGUUGGCAACCUUCUGAAGCUGGGUGACAUGCCCCACAAGUCCCUGGCCGAGCUAGCGAAAACUCAUGGCCCGAUCAUGAGUUUGAAACUGGGCCAGAUAACGACAGUGGUUAUUUCUUCAUCAGCCUUAGCCAAAGAAGUUCUCCAAAAGCAAGACCUCGCUUUCUCCACCAGAUCCAUCCCCAACGCCCUCCACGCCGAGGAACAGUACAAGUACUCCGUCGUCUGGUUGCCAGUUUCCGACCGGUGGCGCAGCCUCCGAAAGAUCAUGAACUCAAAUAUUUUUUCGGGUAGCAGACUCGAUGCUAAUCAAAAUCUACGGCAACAGAAGGUGAAGGAGUUAAUCGCCUAUGCUGGAAAAUGCUGUCAAGAUGGCGUUGCCGUGGACAUAGGCAGUGCCGCUUUCACCACUUCCCUGAAUUUGCUGUCCAACACCGUGUUUUCUGUGGAUUUGGCCGGCCUAAGUCAGGAAUCAGCGAGAGAGUUUAGGGACUUGGCUACUAAUAUAACGAUGGAGGCCGGAAAACCCAACUUGGUUGAUUAUUUCCCUGUGCUAGCCAAGAUCGACCCACAAGGUAUAAGGGGUCGCAUGACGGUUCAUUUCAGGAAAAUGCUUCAGUUGUUUGGUGGAUUAAUCGACGAAAGGUUAAAGUCAAGAAAAUUGCAGAAGACUAACGCAGAAAACGAUGUGAUAGAUAAUUUGCUCAAUCUUGGUGAGGAUAUCGAUAGAACUCACAUCGAGCGUAUGUUUGUGGACCUAUUUGUGGCUGGGACAGAUACAACAUCGAGCACGAUUGAGUGGGCUAUGGCGGAGCUACUCCACAAUCCGGAGAUUCUAGAGAAAGCUAAGGCUGAGCUAGAACAAACAAUUGGCAAAGGGAAACUGAUUCAAGAGUCGGACAUUUUGCGAUUGCCUUACUUGCGGGCAACUGUGAAAGAGACAAUGAGGAUUCACCCGUCGGUCCCAUUCUUAAUCCCUCGCAAAGUAGAGACGGAUGUUGAAGUCUAUGGCUACACAGUACCUAAGGGGGCACAAGUGCUGGUAAACGCUUGGGCUAUUGGCAGAGACCCCAGCAUAUGGAAAAAUCCAACGACUUUCAUGCCUGCGAGGUUUUUGGAGUCGGAAGUUGACGUCCGAGGCCAGGACUUUGAGCUGAUUCCAUUUGGCGCGGGGCGAAGAAUUUGCCCUGGGUUGCCUCUGGCGAUGAGGAUGGUUCCGAUGGUGUUGGGUUCGCUCGUAAAUUCAUUUGAUUGGAAACUUGAAGGUGGGAUAGCACCAGGGGAGUUGGACAUGGAGGAGAAGUUUGGCAUAACCUUACAAAAGGCUCAGCCUAUGCGUGCAAUUCCAUUUCAUAUGUGACAAUCAAUAGUAUUGUCUUACUUUCUUUCUUCAGUACUAAAACAUGACUUAAAUUUCUCCAUUACUAUCGAGUAAAUAAAUUUGGUUUGCUGAAAACUCACAUGUUUUAUUUGAGAAGAGAUUACCUGUUGUUUGGACUAUUGAUGCAUAAAAUGUACAAUAGUACUACCUUUUCGCUCAUGUAUUACAUGCAAUAAUUUAUACUA